Paralichthys olivaceus (Japanese flounder) is the source of this 5073-nucleotide messenger RNA. It is a transcript of the gene socs9, whose product is annotated as suppressor of cytokine signaling 9. Gene Ontology annotation, cellular component: phosphatidylinositol 3-kinase complex. Gene Ontology annotation, molecular function: 1-phosphatidylinositol-3-kinase regulator activity. The record is from RefSeq and is a predicted model, not a curated record. NCBI's taxonomy places the organism in Eukaryota, Metazoa, Chordata, Actinopteri, Pleuronectiformes, Paralichthyidae. Gene Ontology annotation, biological process: phosphatidylinositol phosphate biosynthetic process; intracellular signal transduction.
AUGUCACUAAAUUCUACACAGUGAACCUUUAAUGUCCCUGCCAGGCUUAAACACAAUAAUAAUAAUAAUAAUUGAACUAAACUGAACUGUGGCUCCAUUGCUUAUAUUUGUCUUGUACAAUUUAUAUUUAAUUCUGAUGACUCCCCCUGGACAUUUUCUAAUAUUUUAUGAAACCUUUUGCAUCCCAUGCUUAACACUCUACUUUUUUACUGUCUCUCACGUGUGUGAAUGGUCUGAAGUGCAGCAUCCGUCUGAUCGAUGACAGUCCAAAUAAAGAGGUUCAGUUCUUUUGCAACUUCACUUCUGCUUUGUCGCUGUUUACUUACUUUAUUCACACGUUUCUAUUCCUCUCAUCUCUUCAUUCCCUCCCCCAUUACUUUUAUACAUCCGGGUCGCACCGCAGGCUCGGUAGCAGUGCAUUUAUCAAGCUAACCUGAGCUAGCCGCCUUGUUAGCGUCAUUAGUUCGUCCAAGAAGAAACAAAAAGCUCUUUCGUCCGCAAACUUUGACACCGGCCGCGACGGGAUGUUCUCAGUCGACGUCGUUGAUGAAGCUCGACUGGAGUAGCUGUUAGUCUGUAGGUCCACAAUGCAUGGACAACGAUAAUGGCAUCUCAGACCAGGGAAGUGGAUGGGAAACUUUUUGCUAAUAAGUCAUCGCUUGGCAACUCCCUGGAGCGGCGCAACAGUUGCCAUUUCACCCCAUAAUCCAUCAUGUCACUACCAAAUGAAUCAGGGAACCGAGGGAAGGAUCGAGAGAGGGGGGCUCGUCCCAAGGUGAGACAGAGCCGGUCAGAGGAAAGACGGGAUACAGGUCGGAAAGGUGGAAAGGCAAAGAAAAAGGGCCUUUCCUGCCAUGAAUCAGCAGCUGAGCGACCUGUCAGUGAUGGCUUCGAGUAUGGUGAGCUGUUAAGUGAUCUGGAGAGCAGUGACCAAUCUUCCUGUUCCCUGAGGGAGAGCUGGAGAUGGCCAGGUUUGGACGUCACCGCCUCUUCACUAGGACAAGAAUGUAUAGCAGCCAGGCCUGGACUGGAAACAGUCGGCUCUGUCAGUGAGCUGCCUGCGUCAAAUGAAGGUGACAGCAGAGGGUCGAGCAGCAGUCGCACUCUCCGGCAAAAAAUCCAAGAUGCAAUGGGGCAGUGUUUCCCAAUAAAGACGCACAGUGCAGCAGCACCAGCUCCACAGGCUCUGUCAUCAUCAGCCGCCUGCGUCUCCUCAAGGCGUAAGAUCCAUCUCAGUGAGUUGAUGUUGGAUGACUGCCCUUUCCCUGCAGGGUCUGAGCUGGCUCAGAAGUGGUAUCUCAUUAAGCAGCACACAGCCCCCAUUACCCAGCCUCCCGUGCUGGAUUCUGCAGUCGUGUGCAGUGCCCCACCUUCAGCCAUGCCUACUGUGGUGGAGGAUGUAGACGAUAGGUUGAGAGAGCGCAGGCGAAUUAGCAUUGAGCAAGGUGUUGAGCCACCCCCCAAUGCAGAGAUCCACACAUUUGAGGUGACGGCCCAAAUUAACCCUCUCUACAAGCAUGGCCCUAAGCUUGCUCACGGUAUGAAUGAGUUAGCAGGGGCUGACAGAGCCUCUGCUCAACAGCAACAGCAGCUUCUUCUCCAAAGACAGCAGCAGCACCAGCUCCUGCUUCAGAGUUGUUUGGACACUCUGGAUGAGGUGGUGGCCUCGGCCUCAGCAUCGGCCUCUGUCCACACCAGCGAUACCAUCUCUGACCCUGUGGUUGAACCAGAGGUUACAGUGACCAACAUGCCCUCCAAAGCCAUACUUCCUCAGACUGAACAUCAACAAUCUCAAGAUGGCUACCGCAUUCACACUCAGAUUGAUUACAUUCACUGUUUAGUUCCAGACCUGCUGCAAAUUACCAACCUCCCAUGUUACUGGGGGGUCAUGGACCGCUAUGAGGCAGAGACGUUGCUGGAGGGAAAGCCCGAGGGCACUUUCCUACUGCGGGACUCUGCCCAGGAGGACUACCUCUUCUCGGUUAGCUUCCGCCGCUACGGCCGAUCGCUUCAUGCACGCAUUGAACAGUGGAACCACAAUUUUAGUUUCGACGUGCACGACCCCAGUGUCUUCCACGCUUCCACAGUUACAGGAUUGCUGGAGCACUACAAGGACCCCAACUCUUGCAUGUUCUUCGAGCCCCUGCUUUCCAACCCUAUCCACCGCACACAGCCCUUCAGUCUGCAGCACAUCUGUCGAGCGGUCAUUAGCAGCUGUACCACCUACGAUGGCAUUAAUAUGCUUCCCAUUCCAAAUGCUUUGAAAAAGCACCUGAAAGAAUACCACUAUAAGCAGAGAGUACGUGUACGUCGAAUGGACACCUGGUGGGAAUGAAGAACAACAAAGGAAACAAAUACAUUUUUAAGAAAGGUCUCUCCUAAUUGAACUAAACAAUGACACUUGUUCUUGACUCUAUGGCUGUUUUAACCCACACUGCACUGUUCUUAUUUAUUUUAUUCCUGCUGUACAUGUCUUAACAAUUGUAUGAACUCCACUGAUGAGGAGUAAUCUCACUGAUCUUUCACGCUCCAUGUUCUUAAUGCUCAGAUUAAACCUUUAUAUUUAGAUCUGUGUUGUUCAGAGAACUAUCAUCAUCUGUGUUUUCAAGUAUGACUAAAUCAGCUUUAUUAUCUUACAAUGGGGGAAUGUGUCUUAUGUGGAAAUCGAAAUGAUUAAAAUAAUAGUUGUUCAUCAGUCACAUGCUGGGAAAAUGAAACAAACGCAGACAAGGUAUCCUACUUGUUACCGAGGUGAGGAAGUGUAAAUCAUUUCCUACAGUGAUCCUAGGAAUUUCUUAGAAACUGGUUAGAUGAAGGUCCACGACCUACCUGUCCUUAUUAUGAAAGAGAAGGUUUGAUCCAGAAUAGAUAUUUGUCACACACUGAAGUCAUGAAGACGCUCCCCUUAUUAUUAUAGUUUCAUUGCAGGAAAAGAUGCAAAGCGAUAUUGCACAACUAAUAGUAAAUGAAUUCCAUAUGUUCAGAUUUUACAUAAUUUGGUUGCUUUGUUUUCCCCUUCAUCAAAAACCAUCGGUUGUUUUUCCUGAGGUUAAACUGCACACAGCAAGAGCCAGUGGACUUCAUUACAAGUAUCAAAUGUAAAAAAUUGAACUGUUUCACAGAAAAUCUGGCUGCAGUGCUGGUUUGAGUGUACUCGUCCCCAAUCCAGAGGUUUGGUCUGACUUUUUUUAUUUUGCAUGUAGCGUGAAGACCCAGAUCCUUAAAAAUGUUGUUGCUUAAAGCCCUGCUGUGCUCUAAAGAGGCGGGGUGUGCACACACUAAUCUUUCAUUCCAGCAGUUCGGUGAUAAAAUUGUCAUAGUGAAUUAGCAGUGGUGAAUCUUAAUUGAGAGGAAAAUGAUGGGACAUGGAAUGCAUGUAGGCUUUUUCUGGAUCAUGAGAUUAAGUCGGCUACACAGAAAAAAGCCUGUGAGCUCUGAAAAGAUUUGAAGAGAUGAAUCCGACCUAAGCUAAAAACCUAAAGGCUCUGAGGAGAGGUACCGCUGGAAAUGCAAGUCUAUGAACCUGAGGCAAAUGCUUAGAAUUUAAUAUGUCAGAGUACAGGGUGAAUUGCACUUUGUAGCAUAUGAUAUAAUGCAUAAUACUGUGCAAAAGAUAUAACAAACUAGAAUGGUAUCAGAAAGCAUAAACCUCCACCAAGGCCCAACAGUCCCCUAUUUAAAAAAUCCUGGAUCCGCCCUCAGAUCUGGGUCUGCAUCAAAACUGAGUGGGGUUCUUCCCUGACCCAUAAUGCACCAUUCCAGCAAUUCAUCUGACAGUUUUUGUCAAAUACAACCUCAUUGGCAGAGGUAGAUAUAUAGAUAUCUUAAAUUAUAAAUGGAAAAUAUGUCAACUACUCAAAUUCCACAAAUACAAACAGAAAAUCAUUGUAUUACUAUCAGAAGACCAACAUAUAUAUUUAAACAGAAUAAUUCUCUAAACCUUGCAAAUGGGGCUAUUCUACAAAAGCACUGUAAAUCUAUUGAAAGGAAGACGAUUGAUCUGCAUGUCUGAAUGUGCAAAUAAAACCGAUGUGCCACAAAUGAGUAAAACAUUUCUCACUAGACAGACUAAUUCACAUUAUUAUCAAGGACUUAUUCAAAUAUUCAACUGCAACAUUUACCUGUGCAGUAGAGUCAUCAACUGCUGUGCGUUUGCAGCAUUUUUGUACUAAUGAAAACACACAAGAGAGACCAGGCAGCUAAUUGUUGAAUGCAGUAAGUAAUAAUCACAAAAGAAAAGUGCCCUGGUGUUAAUAAGAAAGCAUUGAGAAUGGAUCUCCGUUCACCCCCUGAACCGCUCUGAUAUGCUUCUUCCUCCUUGAGAUGGGUGGGUGAUUUGCUGGAAGCAAAUUAUUCAUGACAGGCACUCAGCCACUAAUGAAGAUGCUAUAAUUUAAACAGCGGUUCCAAGGCAGUGUUAAAGUCUGCAUCUGAAAUGCAAAGUCCAGACCUUUGACCUUAGUAUACUUAAUUAAGUCACUACAAAAUCUAAAGUAUAAAAUACGGUUCAGUGUGUUGGAAGACAUUUGACCUGUCAUGCAUACACAAGAGUGGUCGGUACUAUGAACGUUCUGUACAUGCAAUUUCAGUCCUGUGACAGUUAAAGACUUUGUCUUGUAUAUUCCACCACAUCACAAUCUGGUAUUUUAUGGCAGAUAAACGUACAAGAAUUAGUUUAUAAGUCUGGGUUUUCCUGUAAUUAUUUUGAAGGUGAUAGCUAAAUUAUAUGCAAGAUGACUUAUGUGUAAUGCGGUGCUAAUUAUUGGUUUAAACGGCACAUUUCCAAUCAAUAAUUUCCAAUCAAGUGGAACCUAGAGAGUUAGAGUGCACAGCAGAUCAGAUCAGAGCACAAUUUUCUACCAGUAAGCAUUCAGUCAAACAUAUGGAGAACAGAGUGAUCAAUAUUUAAUCAAUAAUGAAUGAAUAUGUAGUUUGGUUUCUCCCAGUGUACCUCUGGAAAUCAUCAACUGUGUAAACUCAACACAACUAAACAACCUAAACUGUCCGAUUUUGGACAAUUCCGUUGAACAAUAUGUGGAAAUUACUUGUAAAAUAAAGUGUUAACAAGCUCAA